This is a messenger RNA of Nilaparvata lugens (brown planthopper), 712 nucleotides long. Its product is annotated as sex peptide receptor. The record is from RefSeq and is a predicted model, not a curated record. Gene Ontology annotation, molecular function: G protein-coupled peptide receptor activity. Gene Ontology annotation, biological process: G protein-coupled receptor signaling pathway. The transcript has a single exon. NCBI's taxonomy places the organism in Eukaryota, Metazoa, Arthropoda, Insecta, Hemiptera, Delphacidae. The coding region runs from base 29 to 529 and encodes 166 amino acids. Gene Ontology annotation, cellular component: membrane.
UCUCCGGUGAUACCAGUCCAGCCUCGCAAUGUAUCCAACCAUGUCCAACUACAUCCUAAUAGAGUACUCCAACUCCUCCGACGGGGGGGCGGCCUCCCUAAAUUUCACCACCCUCCUACCCCCCAACAUAACCCUCGACUCAAACUUAACCGCCGAUCAACUAAUCCCCGAUUACCUCAACGUAACCCGCGAACUCCCCAUACAGUAUGCCCAACCAAUGUACGGUUACGUUAUGCCGUUGUUACUGCUGAUUACGAUUGUAGCCAAUACUUUGAUAGUGGUUGUAUUAUCUAAAAGGCAUAUGCGGACUCCAACUAAUGCAGUUCUGAUGGCGAUGGCAUUGUCAGAUAUGUUUACGUUGCUUUUUCCCGCGCCCUGGUUGUUUUAUAUGUAUACUUUUGGGAACCAUUAUAAACCACUGAGCCCUGUCGGCGCGUGUUACGCUUGGAAUGUGAUGAACGAGGUGAUACCAGCCCUGUUUCACACCGCUUCAAUAUGGCUGACUCUUGCGUUGGCUGUGCAGAGGUGAGUGGAAAUUCUUCAAAUUUUCAAAUAUUAUUCGAAUUUUGUAAAUAGUAACAGGAUAAGUACAAGAAUUUACUCACCGCUUCAAUAUGGCUGACUCUUGCGUUGGCUGUGCAGAAGUGAGUGGAAAUUCUUCAAAUUUUCAAAUAUUUUUCGAAUUUUGUAAAUAGUAACAGGAUAAGUACAA